Molecule: messenger RNA, 2899 nt
Organism: Mus caroli (Ryukyu mouse)
Lineage: Eukaryota; Metazoa; Chordata; Mammalia; Rodentia; Muridae
Gene: Tnfrsf1b
Product: TNF receptor superfamily member 1B
Biological process (GO): positive regulation of myelination; positive regulation of oligodendrocyte differentiation; extrinsic apoptotic signaling pathway
Cellular component (GO): membrane
Molecular function (GO): tumor necrosis factor receptor activity; tumor necrosis factor binding
Source: RefSeq, a predicted model, not a curated record
AGUCACCAGCUAGAGCGCAGCUGAGGCACUAGAGCUCCAGGCAAAGGGCGGGAGCCACCGCCGCCCCUAUGGCGCCCGCCGCCCUCUGGGUCGCGCUGGUCUUCGAACUGCAGCUGUGGGCCACCGGACACACAGUGCCCGCCCAGGUUAUCUUGACGCCCUACAAGCCGGAACCUGGGUACAAGUGCCGGAUCUCACAGGAAUACUAUGACAGGAAGGCUCAGAUGUGCUGUGCUAAGUGUCCUCCUGGCCAAUAUGUGAAACAUUUCUGCAACAUGACCUCGGACACCGUGUGUGCGGACUGUGAGGCGAGCAUGUAUACCCAGGUCUGGAACCAGUUACCUACAUGCUUGAGCUGCAGUUCUUCCUGUAGCGCUGACCAGGUGGAGACCCGCGCCUGCACUAAACAGCAGAACCGAGUGUGUGUUUGCGAAGCUGGCAGGUACUGCGCCUUGAAAAUGCAUUCUGGAAGCUGUCGACAGUGCAUGAGGCUGAGCAAGUGCCCCCCUGGCUUAGGAGUGGCCAGUUCAAGAGCCCCAAAUGGAAACGUGCUAUGCCGGGCCUGUGCCCCAGGGACGUUCUCUGACACCACAUCAUCCACAGAUGUGUGCAGGCCCCACCGCAUCUGUAGCAUCCUGGCUAUUCCCGGAAAUGCAAGCACAGAUGCAGUCUGUGCGCCCGAGUCCCCAACUCUAAGUGCCAUCCCAAGGACACGCUACAUAUCUCAGCCAGAGCCCACAAGAUCCCAACCCCUGGAUCAAGAGCCAGGGCCCAGCCAAACUCCAAGCAUCCUUCCGUCGUUGGGUUCAACCCCCAUUAUUGAACAAAGUACCAAGGGUGGCAUCUCUCUUCCAAUUGGUCUGAUUGUUGGAGUGACAUCACUGGGUCUGCUGAUGUUAGGACUGGUGAACUGCUUCAUCCUGGUGCAGAGGAAAAAGAAGCCCUCCUGCCUACAAAGAGAUGCCAAGGUGCCUCAUGUGCCUGAUGAGAAAUCCCAGGAUGCAGUAGGCCUUGAGCAGCAGUACCUGUUGACCACAGCACCCAGUUCCAGCAGCAGCUCCCUAGAGAGCUCAGCCAGCACUGGGGACCGAAGGGCGCCCCCUGGGGGCCAUCCCCAAGCAAGAGUCAUGGCGGAGGCCCAAGGGUCUCAGGAGGCCCGUGCCAGCUCCAGGAUUUCAGAUUCUUCCCAUGGAAGCCACGGGACCCACGUCAAUGUCACCUGCAUCGUGAAUGUCUGUAGCAGCUCUGACCACAGCUCUCAAUGCUCUUCCCAAGCCAGCGCCACAGUGGGAGACCCAGAUGUCAAGCCCUCAGGGUCCCCAAAGGAUGAGCAGGUCCCCUUCUCUCAGGAGGAGUGUCCAUCUCAGUCCCCGUGCGAGACUACAGAGACACUGCAGAGCCAUGAGAAGCCCUUGCCCCUUGGUGUGCCGGAUAUGGGCAUGAAGCCCAGCCAAGCUGGCUGGUUUGAUCAGAUUGCAGUCAAAGUAGCCUGACCCCUGACAGGGGUAACACCCUGCAAAGGGACCCCCGAGACCCUGAACCCAUGGAACUUCAUGACUUUUGCUGGGCCCAUUUCCCUUAGUGGCCUCCAGAGCCCCAGUUGCAGGUCAAGUGAGGGCUGAGGCAGCUAGAGUGGUCAAAAACUGCCAUGGUGUUUUAUGGGGGCAGUCACAGGAAGUUGUUGCUCUUCCGUGACCCCUCUGGAUCUCCUGGGCUCUUGCCUGAUUCUUGCUUCUGAGAGGCCCCAGUAUCUUUUCCUUCUAAGGAGCUAACAUCCUCUUCCAUACGCUUGGAGGAAGGAUAGCACAGCUCUUCAGCCUGAAUGCUGACACUGCAGGGCGGUUCCAGCAAGUAGGAGGAAGUGGUGGCCUGGUAGGGCACAGAGGAGGCCCUUCAGGUUAGUGCUAAACUCUUAGGAAGUACCCUCUCCAAGCCCUCCGAAAUUCUUUUGAUGCAAGAAUCAGAGGCCCCAUCAGGCAGGGUUGCUCUGUUAUAGGAUGGUAGGGCUGUAACACAGUGGUCCAGUGUGCUUUUAGCAUGCCCUGGGUUUGAUCCUCAGCAACACAUGCAAAACGUAAGUAGACAGCAGCCAGCACAGCCAGCCCCCUGUGUGGUUUGCACCCUCUGCCUUUGACUUUUACUCUGGUGGGCACACAGAGGGCUGGAGCUCCUCCUCCUGACCUUCUAAUGAGCCCUUCCAAGGCCACACCUGCCUUCAGGGAAUCUCAGGGACUGUAGAGUUCCCAGGCCCCUGCAGCCACCUGUCUCUUCCUACCUCAGCCUGGAGCACUCCCUCUAACUCCCCAACAGCUUGGUACUGUACUCGCUGUGACCCCAAGUGCAUGUCCGGGUUAGGCACUGUGAGUUGGAACAGCUGAUGACAUCGGUUGAAGGGCCCACCCGGAAACAGCUGAAGCCAGCUAUUUUGCCAAAGGAUUCAUGCCCGUUUUCUAAUCAACCUGCUCCCCUAGCAUGCCUGGAAGGAAAGGGUUCAGGAGACUCCUCAAGAGGCAAGUUCAGUCUCAGGUGCUUGGAUGCCGCCAUGCUCACCGAUUCCACUGGAUAUGAACUUGGCAGAGGAGCCUAGUUGUUGCCAUGGAGACUUAAAGAGCUCAGCACUCUGGAAUCAAGAUACUGGACACUUGGGGCCAACUUGUUAAGGCUCUGCAGCAUCAGAUUGUAGAGGGGAAGGAACACGUCUGCUCCCUGGUGGCCAAUCCUGGAAUGACAUCGGGCCUCCUAAGCAACAAAAGAAUGAAUUGGAAAGGACUGUUUCUGGGUGUGGCCUCAGCUCCUGUGCUUGUGUGGAUCCCUAAAGGGUGUGCUAAGGAGCAAUUGCACUGUAUGCUGGACAGAAUUCCUGCUUAUAAAUGCUUUUUGUUGUUGUUUUGUACACUGA